AUGUCGGCGGCGGUAGCGUGCGUGGAUUACUUCGCAGCCGACGUGCUCAUGGCCAUCUCUUCGGGCGCCGUGGUGCACCGCGGGCGGCCGGGCCCCGAGGGCGCGGGCCCCGCCGCCGGCCUGGAUGUGCGCGCGCCACGCCGCGAGGCCGCCCCGCCCGGGCCCCCGGGGCCGCCAACGCCGCCCUCCCGGGCUGCCCCGGGCUUGGGCCCCGGAGCCGCCGCCGCGCCCCACCUGCUGGCCGCCAGUAUCCUGGCCGACCUGCGAGGCGGGUCCGCCGCGGCCCCGGGGGGCGCCUCGCCCGUCUCCUCCUCCUCGGCCGCUUCGUCUCCGUCCUCCGGCCGCGCCCCCGGCGCCGCGCCCGCCGCCGCCAAGAGCCACCGCUGCCCCUUCCCGGGCUGCGCCAAAGCCUACUACAAGUCCUCGCACCUCAAGUCGCACCUGCGGACGCACACGGGUGAGCGCCCCUUCGCCUGCGACUGGCCGGGCUGCGACAAGAAGUUCGCGCGCUCGGACGAGCUGGCCCGCCACCACCGGACGCACACCGGCGAGAAGCGCUUCCCCUGCCCGCUCUGCUCCAAGCGCUUCACCCGCAGCGACCACCUCACCAAGCACGCCCGCCGCCACCCCGGCUUCCGCCCAGAACUGCUCCGCCGCCCCGGCGCCCGCAGCACCUCACCCAGCGACUCCCUGCCCUGCAGCCUGGCGGGCAGCCCCGCGCCCAGCCCGGCCCCCAGCCCGGCCCCCGCCGGCCUGUAG
This is a messenger RNA of Pipistrellus nathusii (Nathusius's pipistrelle), 759 nucleotides long. Lineage: Eukaryota; Metazoa; Chordata; Mammalia; Chiroptera; Vespertilionidae. The record is from the annotation of a GenBank genome assembly.